AUGACUGCCAAUUCUGAAAAGAUUGCCCCGGAGGCAUUGAUCCCGAAAUUCGAAAUCGAAAGGCUCCUAAAGCAAGACCAAAAUGGCCGUCGCAUCGCGAUGCUCGGCUCCAUCGACGGCCAACAAGGGAUCCUCAUGGCUGAACGAACAGCCUUCGCAACCGAAUCCCUCCAAGUCCUAAAAGCCUUCCAUGCCGCGAUCCAACGAGUAAACAACCUAGGUGACAACGACAUCUACAGAUGGUACCUCGCAUCUUCCGGUGUUGGUACUCAAGGCCAAGACCAAAGCAACGCAAGCGACCUCAAACUAAACCUCAUCUGGCCAUGCACGGCGCAACAUAUCAAGAAAUACUCGGAUCAGAUUCUCCGUAUGGUGACCGAGACACCAGAGGUCUACCGCAAUCACAUCCGUCCUUACAUGCAAGCAAAGAAAGAAGGUGGGAGUUUGAACUGGGUAUACAACAUCCUUGAAGGCCGCACGGAGCAAGAAGAUGUCAUCUUCCGGGAUCCCGGGCAACAUGGUCAAGAUGAGGGCUUCUUGAUGCUGCCGGAUCUCAACUGGGAUCGGAAGAGUAUGGGAUCGCUGCAUCUGCUUGCCUUGAUCAAUCGAAGGGAUAUCUUGAGUUUGCGGGAUUUGUCGAAACGGUAUCUUCCGUGGUUAAGGUAUGUGCGGAAGCGGAUCCUCGAGGAGACGGUUAGGAUGUAUCCGGAACUGGAGGAGGAUCAGUUGAAGCUUUAUGUGCAUUACCAACCGACUUACUACCACUUCCAUAUCCAUGUUGUCAAUGUGAUGCUGGAAGCCGGUGCCACACAGGCCACUGGGAAGGCAUUCGGUUUGGAGAAUAUCAUCUCUCAGUUGGAGACUAUGUCCGGUGAUGAGAACUCGAGUAUGGCAGAUGUCAACUUGGCUUACUUUGUCGGCGAGGCUAGUGAACUGUGGACGAGCAUUUUCGGGCCACUUAAGCAGGGACAGAAGCCUGCUAUUGGAAGCUAA
This is a messenger RNA of Aspergillus glaucus CBS 516.65, 993 nucleotides long. RefSeq names its product putative mRNA decapping hydrolase. Gene Ontology annotation, biological process: deadenylation-dependent decapping of nuclear-transcribed mRNA. Gene Ontology annotation, cellular component: nucleus; P-body. The record is from RefSeq and is a predicted model, not a curated record. Gene Ontology annotation, molecular function: RNA 7-methylguanosine cap binding; hydrolase activity. Bases 1 to 993 code for a protein of 330 amino acids. Lineage: Eukaryota; Fungi; Ascomycota; Eurotiomycetes; Eurotiales; Aspergillaceae. The transcript is spliced from 3 exons.